UGACGCAGGUAUUUACUGUGCAAAAAAUAAGCUUAUUAAGGUAUUUGUGGUUACGGAUAAGAACAAAAUCCUUUUCUAUAUUAAAAUUGAAAAAAUAUUGUGUGUCUUUUUGACCGAUGACACCGAGGCCAUGCGAAAUUGCAAUUGGAUUUUUUACUUCAAAUGAUUCUGAUUUCAUCGUGCAAAGCAAAGUUCUUGCCCUUGAAUUUACCGAAUUGCACAUACCAUAAAUAAAACUUUGCUACCAAUAUUCAAUUCCAUCCUUCAACAUAUCUAUUAUUUCUGCAUUAGCAUUACCUUCUUCCUUUUUCGGGGAAAAUAAUGAAAUUACAGAUUGAGUAUGAAAAGGAAAUUGAGAUGUUGUCAAAGGAACUAGAGAAGAGCAAGUUGGAGGUAGAAGCAAAACAUGAAGCACAUAUGCAAGCAAUGCUUAGGCUUGAACGGAGCCAAAAGAUGACUUAUGAGAUGUCCACAUUGAUGAAGAAGUGUGACACUCACAAAAAUAAGUACAUCAAGGAAUGUAUGGAGGCAAGAGCUCGCAUACACGAGCUCGAGUCGAGAGCGCAGAUGGAACUGCCGGAGGAGAAGAGCAAUGAAGAACAACAUAUUACAAUAUCUUUGAAAGAGUACAAGUCAUUGGUUGAAGAGGCUAAGAAGGAAAAUAGUGAAGUUGGAAGCCAUUUAGAGAUAGCAUUGUUGAAAAAGGAAUUGGAAGAUGCAACAAUGAAAAUUGUAGAGCUAAAAGGUGAAUGUGAAGAAGCUCUAAAUAGGGUUAAAUUGGUUGAAAAAGAGAAGAUGGCAUUGGAGGAAAAGUUGAAGAGACAAAGGGAACAUAGGCAUAGAAAGAGGGCUGCACUAGCUGCACUUAGGGAGGUAUCUACACCUCAACAUUUUGGUGCUUCCACAUCUUAUGGAACACCUAAAGUGUGCCAACCGUUAGGUAAAGUUCUCAAUAUUAAGUCCUUGUAAAAGGAACUCUUUGAUAUAAUGUCAAAUUAUUGUAUUUGUAUAUUUGUGUCUAGUAAUAGGACCAACAGUUUGAUAUGUUUUUGUUAUAUAUAUGUAUGUAUCUUAUUAGAAAAAUAGUAGAUGGUCAAGGAAAUAUGGCUCAUCCAUAAUAGCAAAUUUUGGUGCUUAUUAUUUCUUUGUAAUUUAGUCCAUUUUAAUUCAUAUA
Molecule: messenger RNA, 1174 nt
Organism: Arachis ipaensis
Lineage: Eukaryota; Viridiplantae; Streptophyta; Magnoliopsida; Fabales; Fabaceae
Source: RefSeq, a predicted model, not a curated record